CAGCCUGUAUUGAUUGGUUCGGCUUGUUUUCUGUGAGAAAAAAACGAAGUGACUCAGUUGGGUCCUACGGCCGUUUACUUAGUUUCAGUACGUCGGGGGGAUUAUUAUAGUGUCUCCGAGACCCCCUGGCAUUAGCUUCCUCAGCUCUGCCGGUGUGGUGAAUGGGUGCGGGUAUCCUUGGGGUCAGCGCCCGGUGUGGCUGCGGGAUGUGACACACACACCCCGGCCCUGUUUCUACUGCGCUGCUCACCCUUUGCCCUUUUAGCUUGGGAGGGAUGGACCUGGCAUCUGGAAUUUGCCCUGUCCGGUUCCUGAGUCGGCAGAAGGUGGAGCCCAAGACUGAGGGUCAGUGAAUUCUGCGAGGAAUGGAGGUCUUCUAUUGAAAAGCACUAAGCUAGCCAGAACAUGCAGGAAGUGGUCAGAAAAAGAAGAACUUUGAACAAUGGGCCAAUAGUUCCAUCUACAAGCUGGAAUAUUUUUGCAAGUGCUGAUGUGAUGUGUCACUUAAGGGCUAACUGACAGUGGCUGGUAAAUCUGGAAGUUCAUCCAGAAGAAUCCAAGGCAAGCCCCCAAGAUGUGGACAGCUAUUGUAUUUUUCCUGCUGGUUUCUUUGUGUAUAUCUGAAAACAGGGAUUCCAUCUUAAAACGCAGUGGGGCCCAAGUAGCAUGGAUAAACCUACACAGUAGUGAAAAACAUUGCAGGCAAGCUUGUAGAGGCACAACAGUUUCAGGUAAUCACUACUGCUGGUCAGUGCUUUAUCAAAACUGCUGUGUCCUCCUUCACUGUCCUCAACUGAAUGCAUGUCAGAAAGCCAGCACACAGGAUGUCAAAGAACUGAUGAGAGAAUUAUUGACCCGUAAAAGAAGAGACACUGGAAUAACCCCACAGCCCAAUAACACAGAAGAGUCCAAAGGACAACCAAAGAUGCUGACUGAUAAGAACCGUCUUAUUAAAAAUUAUACAGAGGGGCCUCUUUCAACUCAAGCAAGUAAGAUAUCUGAUGAUAACGGGAUCAGCCGACCUGUAAUGAUUAUGAACAACACUACCACUACGCAACUUAAAAUGGGAGCAAUGGCCCUGAGUGGCAUUCAUAACAAUAUAACCACAAUUGUUAAUAAAUCAACUGUCUCUUCAUUUCCCAACACCCCUCCUCAUACAACAAUAGCUACCACAUACCACAUACAUCCAAGCCUUAAUACUGAGAGUACGGCAAUAUCAAAAGGAAUAGGUAACAAGGAGCUAACUUUGGGACCAACUGAGAAAAUGACAUCAGUAGAACUUUCCAAGAGUAUUGAACCCACACCAGUGAAGGAUUUAGUGCCUCCCACACUUCCACCUACGUCUCCUAAACUUUCUGUGCCAACAAGCUCUGUACAAAGUCCCUCAUCACCAGCAAGCUCAAUUGCAGAAGCAACUACACAUGGUCCACCGACAGUGGGAACCCACUCUACAGUUACAAAUACAUCUCGAGCAACCCAUAGUCCACCAACAUCAAGGCCUCGUUCAGUAGUUACAAGCACACCUCUAACAACUGCAAGAGCAAGCAGCAGUCCACCACUGUGGAGCCCCCAUUCAACAAUGAUCAGCACAGCUCUGACAACUACAGGAGAAAGUACACCAACAACAACAUCAGAUAAUAAAACAAUGUUGAUAGACAAGACAAAAUCUAAUCCAGUUAGGGUAACUCCCACAGUCUCUACAAAGAGUGCUGAAACCUCCAUUGCUACACAGCACACACAGACUACCAGCCAACUUGUGAUGACACCAACUCAUAUCCCUCCUUCAUCAGUGCUGACUGUUACAAGUUCAACAAGAUUGCCCAAAUCAGCAACGGUACAACACAGCCAAGGCCUAAGUAGUGAGAGUACCUAUUGGCAGGUAGAUGUCAGUUUGCUCUUAGCACUUCUUUUCGGAGUCCUAUUUUUCAUAACAGUUGUAGUUUUAUUUGCCAUACAAGCAUAUGAGAGCUACAGGAAGAAAGACUACACUCAAGUGGACUAUUUAAUCAAUGGGAUGUAUGCAGACUCAGAAAUAUGAAAGCAAUAGAGUGACAAUUCAGUGACAAAAUAUAUUUGAGGGAUUUGAAAGCCCAUGGUGGCUUGUCUUUUAGUUCCCUGUUUUGCCUCUAAGACCAACUGAAAGUGCUUCCAAAUUACUUCUGGUGCAAUGUAGGAAAAAUGCCAUGUAUUCUAUUGUAAAGUAUUUUUUAAAACAAAUGCAGUUUGCCAUGAAUAUAUUAUUUCUGAAAUUACAGUAUCACUUUUGUUGUGCCAGUUUAGUUUGCCCUUAUGAAGGGCCAUUAAUGUUUCCAGCAGCCUUCAUGCAAGGACUUCAUAGGAGGACUGUGUGGCUUCCUAGACCAAGUUCCUCAGGUUCUGUUAAUAUUAUCUCUUUUCUUAUGCCACAAAUGAUGGGAAAGGAGUGGUUUCAGACAGAAAGGUUUUGGAGUUUCAGAAUGCCUGAUACAGGAAGUUGUGCAGGGGAUGUGUGGCAUAAGCCAUGGCAGAUCAAAGGUAGGUGGCACAGCUUAAUAUCUCUGACGGUACGCUUCACUUUGCUACUUGCUGCAGCACUAAAUCUGCCAUGGGGAAGCUGCUUGUUUACAGAAUAAAGUUUUGAAGCCUCUGGAUAAAAAGCUCUGUAGAAUUGCUAAGCAUUCCUGUUACUCUCUGUUGGGGGUAAUGUUGAUGGAACAGCCAUUUUGUUUUCCUGAACUCCCUGAUUAUUUAAAGGAAAACCCAAUUGUUUACUAGACCCUGUUAAUGCUGUGCUAUUUCCUAAUCAUGAUGGCUUUUCCCUGAGGUGCUUCUGUACUGCUAUAUGAUUUUAUUUUUGUACCCACCGAAUAAAUGAGUCCCCAGGGGACAUUUCAAAGUU
Messenger RNA from Sphaerodactylus townsendi, 2878 nucleotides. RefSeq names its product linkage group 02 C11orf24 homolog (gene LG02H11orf24). The record is from RefSeq and is a predicted model, not a curated record. The coding region runs from base 575 to 2038 and encodes 487 amino acids. The transcript has 6 exons. NCBI's taxonomy places the organism in Eukaryota, Metazoa, Chordata, Lepidosauria, Squamata, Sphaerodactylidae.